AUGGAUCAAGCCAACUUGUGGACUCGGAGAUCAAAAGACCUCGAUCUAAAAGAUAGUGGCAAGUCAGAGUCUUCUCGAUCCUUUGGGCCACGCUCGGCACACGGCAAGACCAAUCCCUUCAACGCACCCUCUUCCGCUGCUGUAAAGUCGCCGGGAGCUGGUGCAUCUGCUUUUGGGCUUGGGACAGGCGCGUUCGCCUCGUUCGGACAAGCCAAAACGCCCAAGACCCCGGGCGCAGGCGCAAGCUUCGACUUUCCAAACAAGGACAAGGACAGGAAGGAGAAGGAAAAAGAGAAUGAACCCUUGAGAAGUCAGGGAGAACUCCCAUCCGCUUCUUCACGCACGGAUCAGAUCGAUCACAACCUAAGAAACACUUGGAAUAUCUUCUAUCGGCCACCAACCACAAGCAGAGACAAGGACUACGAAAAAUCAAUCAUCAAAGUAGCCUCGGUAAGUACAGUCGAAGGCUUCUGGACAGCCUAUACACACCUCAAACGACCCUCUCUACUGCCGACCGUGUCGGAUUAUCACAUCUUCAAGGAUGGUAUCAGGCCAGUGUGGGAAGAUGAUGCAAACAAAAAAGGUGGUAAGUGGAUUAUCAGACUGAAGAAAGGUGUCGCAGACCGAUACUGGGAAGACUUAUUACUUGCCAUAGCUGGCGACCAAUUCAUGGAAGCUAGUGACGAGGUCUGUGGUGCAGUCCUCAGCAAUCGUAGUGGCGAAGAUGUGCUAAGUAUCUGGACCAAGAACAACGGUGGUAGAAACGUCAAGAUUCGGUCAGUGAUGAAGCAGGUGCCCCAACUGGAAAAUUUACUGACAAUUGGCAGCGAAACAAUAAAACGAGUAUUGGCGUUUCCUCCAGACACGAAUAUCAUCUUUCGGAGCCACGACGAAAGCAUAGAGCAAAGGAAGGCCGUAGACGAAGCUCGACAACAGAAGAGCUCGGGAGCCUCGGGAGCAGAAAAGAAGCGGACGAGCCUCUAUGGUGAAGAGAACAAGGGCAAACCGUCUUAA
Lithohypha guttulata is the source of this 1014-nucleotide messenger RNA. RefSeq lists its product as uncharacterized. The record is from RefSeq and is a predicted model, not a curated record. NCBI's taxonomy places the organism in Eukaryota, Fungi, Ascomycota, Eurotiomycetes, Chaetothyriales, Trichomeriaceae. Bases 1 to 1014 code for a protein of 337 amino acids. Gene Ontology annotation, molecular function: RNA 7-methylguanosine cap binding; translation initiation factor activity. The transcript is spliced from 2 exons. Gene Ontology annotation, cellular component: cytoplasm; eukaryotic translation initiation factor 4F complex. Gene Ontology annotation, biological process: translational initiation.